Penicillium salamii is the source of this 1152-nucleotide messenger RNA. The record is from the annotation of a GenBank genome assembly. NCBI's taxonomy places the organism in Eukaryota, Fungi, Ascomycota, Eurotiomycetes, Eurotiales, Aspergillaceae.
AUGCUUAAUAUGGCCAACGAGCAGCCCCUCGACGCCUCCAAGUUGAGUUGCACAUACACCACUAGUCCUCGAGAAGUCCCAAGCGAAGCCACUCUCCGUAAAAGUGGCCAAACGAUAUGCACGGACCAUAUGAUCACUGCCUCUUGGACGGCCGGCGCUGGUUGGUCCGCGCCUGAGUUGAAGCCUUUCGGCCCUUUGAGUCUUUUGCCAAGCGCAUCAUGCCUGCAUUACGCCUAUGAAUGCUUUGAGGGUCUCAAGGCUUACCGGGGCGACGAUGGAAAGCUGCGUAUGUUUCGUACCGAUCGAAACUCUCGUCGUUUUUUGAUGUCCGCGGGCCGUAUCUCUCUGCCUCAAUUCGAGCCCGAUGAGCUGGAGAAGCUUAUCCACAAAAUGGUGUCGGUCGAUGGCUCAAAAUGGCUCCCGAAGGAGCGUGCCGGGCAGUUCCUUUAUGUGCGCCCAACAAUGAUAGGCACUGAUUCACAGCUUGGUGUGACAGCACCUCAAGAAGCUCUGCUUUAUAUCAUCCUUGGUUUCACACCCCAAGUGGAUACUCCUCUGGGCGGGAAACGCUUGCUGACUUCGCCAAAUGACAUGGUCCGGUCGUGGGUCGGAGGAUUCGGCUUUGCGAAAGUUGGAGCUAACUACGGCCCGUCAGUCUUGGCAAAUCAAGAAGCAAUUCGGCAAGGAUAUCACCAGAUCCUCUGGCUGUAUGGCCCAGAGGGCUUUUGUACCGAGGCCGGUGGCAGCAACUUCUUUGUUCUGUGGAAUCGCAAGGAAGACGGGAAGAGAGAGCUGAUCACUGCUCCAUUGGAUGACCAGCUCAUCUUGGAUGGCGUUACUCGUCGGAGUUGCAUUGAGCUGGUGAGAGAGCGCUUGGACCUCGAAGUCACCGAACGGAGGUUUACAAUUGAUGAUCUGCAAGAGGCGGCUGCUGAGAAUCGACUGAUUGAAUCCUUUGCGACAGGUACUGCUUGGUUUAUUACCCCCAUAUCCCAGAUCCACCACCGUGGACAGGAUAUCAAUAUCCCAACUGGUCCCGAUGGUGGCCCUGCUGAGAUCACCGGAAAGAUUAAAGCAUGGUUGGGAGACAUGAUGUAUGGACGCGCUCAGCAUGGUUGGAUAACAGUCAUCCCUGAAGAGUCCUUGGAAUAA